AAAUAGUAUCUACGACGGAUCCAUAAUAAUUUUUCUAAAUAAAUGUAGUGAAUGUGAAAGUAAUAGCUCAGUUAACCAGUGUUUCACCUAUUGUUUAUAUUUGUGUACCUAUUAAAUUAAUCAAAGUUAAAUGAAAAUUUAUAUUAUAUUUAUUCCAAGCAGCAAGUAGCUACUCUAAACAAUGGAAUCUGAUAUUAUUAAUUGGAGCAACAAAGAAGUGUUAGAUUUAUUACUUAGAGAUAAAUUAUCAAGUUUUAUUAUAGAUAUUUGUAAAACUCAUGACAUAGAUGGUCAGUGUCUAUUAUCAUUAAUUGAUCGAGACUUUUAUGAAUAUCCCUUUGAUCAGUUAAAAUUAGGUGAAAGAAAACGUUUUAUACUCGUUGUAAAAAGAUUACAGAAGAAUAACCGUCAAGCUAUGUUCGAACUAGGUCUUUGUGAUGAACAGCUCUCAAAUCCAUCUACAAAUAUAAAUUUCCUCGGUACCAAUUUAUCUCAUUUGAGUUAUAAUCUCCAUAAUAAGAUGUCAAGUGAAUAUUCUUACGACAGAAAUUCCGAAUGCUUCAACACAGACGUGAAAGCAUCAAAACUGAAACCUGAAAUAUGGAAAACUGCUUUAGCACUAGGAUAUGUGUUUCUCGUAACAUGGGUGACUGCUGUGGUAAUGGUGAUUGUUCAUGACAAGGUGCCAGAUAUGAAAAAGUACCCCCCUCUCCCAGACUUAUUUUUAGAUAAUGUACCACAUAUACCAUGGGCCUUUGAUAUGUGUGAGAUCACAGGGUCACUUCUUAUGGCUAUUUGGCUGGUUGUUUUGUUCUUCCACAAACACAGGUUCAUAAUUCUGCGGAGGUUCUUUGCGCUGGCGGGCACCGUGUUUCUGCUUCGGUGCUUCACGAUGCUGAUCACGUCGCUGUCGGUGCCGGGCUCACACUUGAAGUGUGAGCCACGGUCGUACCCGCCGGCCGACGACCUGACGGUGUGGGGCCGCCGUCUGCGGCAGGCCUACGACAUCUGGAGCGGUGCCGGCAUGUCCGUCCGGGGAGUGCGCACCUGCGGCGACUACAUGUUCUCCGGUCACACGGUCGCGCUCACGCUACUCAAUUUCUUCAUCACAGAAUACACGUCGCGUAACUUGUACCUACUCCACAUCCUCACGUGGGUGAUGAACAUGUUCGGCAUCUUCUUCAUCCUGGCAGCUCACGAACACUACUCCAUCGAUGUGUUCAUCGCCUUCUACAUCACCUCGCGACUGUUCCUCUACUACCACACUCUGUCCAACAAUCAAGCACUCAUGCAAAAUGACUCGUCGAGGACCCGUAUUUGGUUUCCAUUGCUGUCGUUUUUCGAAUCGGAAGUGGAUGGCAUUGUACCCAAUGAGUAUGAAGGCCCCGUGAUGAUUAUGAACAACUUGAAGCAAUGGUGUAUUCAACUCUUAACAGAUGUCAGAGAAUCCUCGAUGGCCAAGAUUGCCGGCACCAAGCUACAAGAAGGCGCCGCUAUGGGCGAAUACUCUGUCGUUAGACUUGUAGAUGGUAUUAAAAGGAAUCUCAGUUUAGUGGAAGAGUUCAAACAUUCCCGCGAACGACUGGUCACCCUAGACAAAAAUAUUCAAGCGUGCGUUUUAGACGACAAUGCAGAUGGUGAGCUGCGUCACAGAAACUUGGCAGAGAUCGCAGGCGAUUCCCUUUUGAAAGAAUUCAGCAAUCCUCCAUCGCCAGUUACGAAAAAAAGUAUAUGAAUGUACUAAAUAAAGUUACUAGAAUAGAGAGGCUGUUUUAGUAAUAUUCAUUGUAAUGAAUAUAGAGACCUGAUGUUUACAUUUCCAUUAUAGAUUUUAUAUCAUGUUAUUCCAUAUUUAUUUAACUAUAAGUUAAAUGUGUAAUAGUAAAUUAAUGAGAAAGUUUAUUUGCUCAAAAUACAUGAAUAAAUUUUCGCUUAAAAUGUU
Molecule: messenger RNA, 1942 nt
Organism: Galleria mellonella (greater wax moth)
Lineage: Eukaryota; Metazoa; Arthropoda; Insecta; Lepidoptera; Pyralidae
Gene: SMSr
Product: ceramide phosphoethanolamine synthase
Exons: 5
Coding region: 182-1735 (517 amino acids)
Biological process (GO): ceramide biosynthetic process
Cellular component (GO): endoplasmic reticulum membrane; Golgi membrane
Molecular function (GO): sphingomyelin synthase activity; ceramide cholinephosphotransferase activity
Source: RefSeq, a predicted model, not a curated record